Oxyura jamaicensis (ruddy duck) is the source of this 6105-nucleotide messenger RNA. RefSeq names its product spondin 1 (gene SPON1). Bases 153 to 2561 code for a protein of 802 amino acids. Gene Ontology annotation, cellular component: extracellular matrix. The record is from RefSeq and is a predicted model, not a curated record. The transcript is spliced from 16 exons. Gene Ontology annotation, biological process: cell adhesion. Lineage: Eukaryota; Metazoa; Chordata; Aves; Anseriformes; Anatidae.
CCCUCCCCGCCUUCCCCUCCCUCUCCCCGCAGCCGCCGAGCCCGGUCCCUGCGCGCCCGCAGCCUCCUGCUGGGGGCCGCCGCCGGCUGGCGCUGCCCGAGCUGUGCCGAGCCGUGCCGUCCCGGGGGCAGAAGUUGUGCGGAGCGCCCAGGAUGGGAGCCCGGCUGCAGCCCCUGGCCCUGCGGCUGCUGGCACUGACGGUCCCCUUGGUGGCGAAGGGGUUCUCGGACGAAACCCUGGAGAAAGCCGCGAAAUCCGAGGGAUACUGCAGCCGGAUCCUGCGAGCCCAAGGCACCAGGAGGGAAGGGUACAAUGAAUUUAGCCUCAGGGUGGAGGGCGAUCCAGAAUUUUACAAGCCUGGGAACAGUUACCGGGUGACACUUUCUGCUGCCACUCCUGCAUACUUUCGAGGAUUCACGUUGAUUGCUCUCAAGGAAGGAAAAGAAGGUGACAAAGAAGAAGACCAUGCAGGAACUUUUCAGAUCAUAGAUGAAGAAGAAACACAAUUCAUGAGUAAUUGUCCUGUUGCAGUUACUGAGAGCACACCUAGAAGGAGGACGCGCAUUCAAGUGUUUUGGACGGCUCCUCCUACUGGCACAGGCUGUGUAAUUCUAAAAGCCAGUAUUGUGCAGAAGCGCAUCAUUUAUUUUCAAGAUGAGGGCUCUCUCACCAAAAGAAUUUGUGAACAAGACUCAGCCUCAGAAGGUGUGACUGACAAACCAAUUUUAGAUUGUUGUGCCUGUGGAACUGCCAAAUACAGGCUAACAUUUUAUGGAAAUUGGUCGGAAAAAACACAUCCCAAAGAUUUUCCACGGCGCACCAACCAUUGGUCUGCAAUCAUUGGUAGUUCUCACUCGAAGAACUACAUCCUUUGGGAGUACGGAGGGUAUGCAAGUGAAGGUGUCAAACAAGUUGCAGAGCUGGGGUCCCCAGUCAAGAUGGAAGAAGAAAUUCGACAGCAGAGCGAUGAGGUUUUAACUGUCAUUAAGGCAAAAGCGCAGUGGCCUGCCUGGCAACCUCUGAAUGUGAGAGCUGCUCCCUCUGCUGAGUUUUCUGUUGAUCGCCACCGGCACCUGAUGUCCUUCCUCACCAUGCUCGGGCCCAGCCCGGACUGGAACGUGGGCCUGUCGGCCGAAGACCUCUGUACCAAGGACUGUGGCUGGGUUCAGAAAGUUGUUCAGGAUUUAAUACCCUGGGACGCCGGCACAGACAGCGGAGUUACCUAUGAGUCGCCUAACAAACCUACAGUUCCUCAAGAGAAGAUCAGACCACUUACAAGCUUAGAUCACCCUCAAAGUCCUUUUUAUGAUCCUGAAGGAGGCUCUAUUAAGCUGGUAGCCAGAGUUGUCAUUGAGAGAAUUGCACGCAAGGGAGAGCAAUGCAAUAUUGUACCUGAUAACAUAGAUGAUAUUGUGGCAGACCUAGCACCAGAAGAAAAAGAAGAAGAUGACACCCCUGAGACCUGCAUAUAUUCAAACUGGUCCCCGUGGUCAGCCUGCAGCUCUUCUACCUGUGAAAAGGGCAAGAGGAUGAGGCAGAGGAUGCUUAAAGCUCAGCUGGACCUCAGUGUGCCAUGUCCAGAUACCCAAGAUUUUCAGCCGUGCAUGGGUCCAGGCUGCAGUGAUGAAGAUGGUUCCACUUGCAUGAUGUCUGACUGGAUUACAUGGUCCCCCUGUAGUGUUUCCUGUGGAAUGGGAACGCGAUCUAGAGAGAGAUAUGUAAAACAAUUCCCUGAAGAUGGCUCUAUGUGCAAAGUGCCUACUGAAGAGACUGAGAAAUGUGUUGUAAAUGAGGAAUGUUCCCCUAGCAGCUGCCUUGUCACUGAAUGGGGAGAGUGGGAUGAAUGCAGCGCUAGCUGUGGCACAGGAAUGAAAAGGCGACACAGAAUGAUCAAGAUGACUCCUGCUGAUGGAUCUAUGUGCAAGGCAGAAACUACAGAGGCAGAGAAAUGCAUGAUGCCUGAAUGCCAUACUAUUCCCUGCCUACUCUCCCCAUGGUCUGAAUGGAGCGACUGUAGCGUAACGUGCGGAAAGGGAAUGCGCACCCGGCAAAGAAUGCUGAAAUCUGCAGCUGAGCUUGGAGACUGCAAUGAGGAACUGGAGCAAGCAGAAAAAUGCAUGCUGCCUGAAUGCCCCAUCGACUGUGAGCUAACGGAGUGGUCCCAGUGGUCCGAAUGCAAUACCUCCUGUGGAAAGGGCCACAUGAUCAGGACAAGAAUGAUUAAAAUAGAACCACAGUUUGGAGGAACAGCUUGCCCAGAAACUGUCCAACGUACAAAAUGUCGAGUAAGGAAAUGCCUGAGAGGCCCAGGGAUGGAGAAAAGGCGCUGGAAAGAAGCUCGGGAGAAAAGAAGAAGUGAACAAGCAAAAAAAAAUAUUGAUAGCGAGCAAUAUCCAGUUUGUAGGCUGAAACCAUGGACUGCUUGGACAGAAUGUUCUACGCUCUGUGGAGGUGGAAUUCAGGAACGCUACAUGAUGGUAAAGAAGAGAUCCAAAAGUACUCAGUUUACGAGCUGCAAAGACAAAAAGGAGCUAAGAGCAUGUAAUGUUCAUCCUUGUUAGCAAAACAAGGCUUCCAAGUGAUGCACUCUGAGCUAAAUGGAAAGUCAACCUUGGUUUGGUUUUUACAACAACAAAAAAAUAUACAAAGUGUAUAUUAGUUUUCAUUUUUGCAGUGUGGUUUGCUUUUUAGUCUUGCUGGUGCAAGAAAUAUAUUUUAUAAAUAUUUCCUCACAGAUUAAGGCUGAGAGUAAAUCUUUGAUACUCCAGCUAGCCCUUAAUGCAUAAAAAUAGUAAGUCAUUGUGAGUCAUUUAACUGAAAUACAGACAUACCUGUGGACAUGGAAUAGCCAUAUAGAAAUACUACUUGUAAAGACAUGGGCUGCAUGCAUAUUAACAUAACUAAGUUAAAGUGACAUGUUUCAUAUGUGGGAGGAUUUCUCUCUUGAUCUGAUUUUGAAAAUCCAAAGCAGUGCCUAUGUGAUUACACAACUAUGCCAAGGAAUAAUUUCAGUAAUGCUGGUUCAAUCAUAUUAAAGGUGCAUGUUUAUCUUUUUACACUAUUGGGUUAAGCUAAUAGUUAUAAUAAUUAUCCUAUAUCCCUUUGUUCACAUGGAUGUUGUGUUCCAUGCAAAGCAGUCUUUGUUUCUUUAAAACUUAAAUAAUCUGUGCAGCUCAAUAGUGCCGUCUGCCCACUACAUAGUCACAGCACACAAAGAAAACGUGACUGUCGUAAUGUAUUUAGAUGCCAUAUUCCUGUGUUUGGUCUACCCACUCUUGCUCAAAAUGCUUACAGAACUAAUAAAAAUUGGUCCAAACACAGAGAGUCACAGUAGCUGUAUCAUGGUAAGGUUUCCAUGUGGAAGACGCUAAAAACUAGAUUCAGUUUCAUGAUAAUGUUGCUCACAAAUGAAGAGAGAAAGAGGAUUUUGAUAUAAUAAAAACAGUAGAGAAAAAGUGAGACAGGUUCUCUUACAUCCCUUAUUGCAAACAAAUGGAAGGGAACCUCUGAAGUGACAAAAUCACACUCAUAGAAACAAAAUUUAAAAUCAAUACAAUAAUAUAUUUACAGCAGCGUCAUUUAUGUUGUUGUGUUUUGUUUUUACUCAGAGUUUAGGUGGACCUAAAAAAUAGUAAAUUUGUGAGUAUUACACAUUUGUGUUUGUACCAGCCAGGAUCAAUGUCUUCCUUGGCCAUUUAAGCAAUCAGCAAACUGCCUGAGAUUAGAAAACAGAGCUCCUCACCACUCUAAUUGCUUUUGCUAUUUUAUGCCAUCUUCUGAAGAGUUUAGCUCUUAUCCCUACACGUAGACCAGUGAGAUCUUGAGCUUCACUUGGUAUUGGAAUAUAAUACUCUCCUCUAUGUUUAACAAUUCAACAUUAAUGAUAAGAGAUGAAGGUGACAGGUUAUCUUUUUGUCCAGGAAAGGCAGCAUACACCUAUGUCUCUACAGAAAUAAUAACAAUGCACUGAAUAUAGACUGUUGAUGCUAACACUUACAACAAGCUUGAGAGAAAUGAAUGGAGAAAAUUUUAUGUUUUAGUCUCUUUAAACCAGCCUUAAAUAAUUUACUCACUUUUUUUAACACUUGAUCACAAUCCUGAGAACCCUAUGUCCAGGUUUUAAGCGUCCACAUUUGAUAUGAAACACAACUCACCGAGGCUGUUCAACUUCAUCACCACUACACUGGGAAUCUUCUCAUUAGCUCCCUGUAUCUAGAUGGGCUGGUCGCAUUACACUGAGGGCUGUUCAUCAUCAUUUCUCCACUGGACACUACAAGGGCUGCUCAGGACUUCCACAGCUGUCACAUCCCACCCCCUCAAGGUAUUUUUCUGCUUUUUUUAGGCCUGGAAUGAAAGUAGAGGUAGGGAAAUAAUGGAACCACUGCAGUGUUUAUCCUCUCCUGCCGCUGCUAAAUGAAAUGGGUGGAAGCUCAUAGUGAACCAAACCAGGAGAAAAACAAAAAAAAAGUUUCAUGCUAAAACCAAAUACUUUACAUUUUGCACAGCUUGGCACAUUUAAUAAUAGUAAUCAAGGUAGUUUGCCUCCUUGUGCCUACUGAAAAAUUUUACAGUUUUUUUUUGUCCCUACAGCACUGCCAUUACAGUGUAGCAACAGGACCGUCUCUAAGUAAUGUAUUUGUGAUCUUACCCUUCUAAUGACCAAAAAAUUUGAAUAAAAUGAAAUUCAGUGGAAUGAUAUUGAUACAGGUGGAGUAACCAGCUGAACAUAUUUCAGGUGAAGACACAGUUAGUUGCAAAGAGCUACAGUGAUUAGUGCUAGGUGCCCAGCCAGGGCAGGGUGGCACAUGCAGCCUAAAUCCAUACCCCACCUACCUUUGUGAGCUGUUUCUGCUGAGUUUGACAGAGACUUGCCCAGCUGAGGCUGAUCAUUAAUAGAAAUAAUCUUCAGCUAUGACACCUGUGACAGUGCUUUUUGUAUGCUUGGCUCAGUGAGAGCUUGGGGUGGGGGGGAGCUGAAGAAGAAAGUGGCUCUUGCAUGGAAAAAAACAUACAGUGAGUUUACAGACUAUAAUUUAUCUAAUCAUCAACACUUACCAAUUGUUCACGCUACUCCUGCAGAAUCAUGCUAGCUAUUGCAAAUAAUCAGUUAAAAAUAAUGUUAUUUUCAUUUUCAUAUUUGCUGCAGUUCAUCAAGCUGUUUUGUCUUUUAAUGACUCCCUUUGCCAAAGGCUGAAUAUUCCAAAUAUACCUGUAGGCAUGUAGGAAAUAACGUAACAUUUUUCUGAAUACGCCCACAAAAACGUCCACAAAAAAAAUAAAAGUCUGGUUUUCCUUUCACUGUGGUUCUUACCAGUUUGAUUCUCCAUGUACUUCUUCUCGUGAGGAGGCUGUUCAGUGUGAUUUCCAGUCAUUUCUCUUAGGCUCAUUAGAGUUAUGAAUGUUGGAUUCUUCCCACCUUGUUAAUACGUACAAUGACAAUGUAGAUUGCAUUUGGUCAGAAAUACGUGAUCAUUCCUACUUAGGUUCAGCUUUUCACACUGUUUUUCUGUUGAAAUGUUUUACCAGUCACUUGUCUUUAUUCUAACUUGAUACAAAAAAUAUUUAAGCUUAUUACAUUUUUUUUAAAAAAGAACAAACAAACAAAAAAAGAGGUUGAUUUUCUAUUGAGAAAAAAAAGCUCUGAUAUACAAUAUGUAGAAGUAUUGCAUUGUUACUGUAAACUUUCUAGUAGUGUAAUAGCCACUGAUUAUCAGUCAAUAAAAAUGAGAACUGUUCUCUCUCUUCUCUCAUGAAUAAUACUGCUGAACUGAAAGCACAGGUAUCACUUCCGUUUUGUAGACCUCAACUAUCAGAUUUUAGCAUUGUGCGUAUGUUAUUUUUUUCUAACAUACAGACUGUAGAAGCUUUACACAUAAUAAAAAGUUAGGGGCUUAACAAAUGUACAGUAGGACUCUGUGUGUGCAGCAUACAAUUUAAAACAUUUUUUUUUGGAUCGCAUUUUUAGAUUUCCUUCAUGGUUUUUGUUUGCUGUGGAAUUAUGAAAAAGCUACCAUGAAUAUUUCUUACCAAAGUCUUGUGUAGAUGUUUUGUAGCUGUCUGGCUAACACAUUAUUAUUUUGGAAUAAAGACAUCUUUACUAUUAAA